AAGCAAGAAGGUUUUGGCACCAAAAGUAACCAAACAAACAUGGGUGCUUCUAAAGCAUCCAUUUCCCAUCUUCUUCCUUCUUCUUCACUUCGAAACUCCAACAACCUUAACUCAAAAGCUAAACCCAUACAAGUAAAGGUACCCAUCUCCAAAACCCCAUUACAACCCAACACCAAUAGGCGCUUCUUCCUCUUCUCUCUCCCUUUGAUUCCUACUACUUUUCUUCUUUUUACUCCUCCACCUAGUCCUAGUAAUAGUAACGCACACACAGCUCAAAAACCCACUUCUCUAAAUUAUUCUGCUCUCGCCACCUUUGAACCUGUGAGUCCUGAAGAGAGAAAAGCUAGUGCCACCAUUUCUCGCAGAGUUUCAGAAGCUGUGGAGUUGUUGGACAAAGGGAGAGAGUUACAGGCACAAGGUGACUUUAACCAGGCUCUUCAAUAUUUUACUCAGGUGGUUGAGAAAUACAAAGACUUCGCCUUCUCAGACUACGCAAGAGUUGGAAGAGCAUUGGCCUUGUACGAGGUUGGUGACAGAGAUGAGGCAAUUGCAGAAAUGGAGGAUGUGUCCAUAUCUCUGAAGGGAUAUCCAGAAGUUCAUGCUGCUCUAGCAGCAGCCUUAUAUGUGGACAAGCAUGCUCUACUGUUAGCUGAAAACCAAUUCACUAUUGCAACUCUGCUUGAUCCUCACUAUACAGAUCUCUCAUAUGUAAAAGAAACAAAGCAUUGGCCUCCAAGUUUGGUCAGUUCAUUGCAACACUUCAUCAGUCUUUCCUAGGAACCUCUAUUAUAUCCUAUACAACUUGUUAUCAACUAGGACAUACUGUCGUGGCCACCUUUGGGUUCUUUUGGUCACUUUUACUAGCAGAUGAUUAUUAAUAUUGUAUUACCUUGAUAAAUUAUUACAGUGAAAAAAUGGGAUAUGGGAAUUAUGGAUCUUGCUGAAA
Molecule: messenger RNA, 946 nt
Organism: Quercus robur (English oak)
Lineage: Eukaryota; Viridiplantae; Streptophyta; Magnoliopsida; Fagales; Fagaceae
Exons: 3
Coding region: 40-777 (245 amino acids)
Molecular function (GO): protein binding
Source: RefSeq, a predicted model, not a curated record